This is a messenger RNA of Acanthopagrus latus (yellowfin seabream), 1161 nucleotides long. RefSeq lists its product as uncharacterized. Bases 67 to 996 code for a protein of 309 amino acids. The record is from RefSeq and is a predicted model, not a curated record. Lineage: Eukaryota; Metazoa; Chordata; Actinopteri; Spariformes; Sparidae. The transcript is spliced from 6 exons.
GGAGCGCUUUGUCCGGGACUCGCUCUGGCUCUUUGUUUUGCUUCCCAGCAGGAAGUAAAAGGCGACAUGGGCCUGGAGGAGCUGGGCGCUCGUCUCAACGACAGAGGGUAUAAAAACUGGCUGAAGGCAGCCAGGUGUCUGUGCUUCCUGAGGGACGGUCUGCACCCCUUCACCGACCAGCACAUGAGAGUUUUCCACAGAGAGCUGCUCGACGGGAACCCCCUGCUGCGGAGACCCUGCCAGACGUCAUGCCGACCGAGAGGGACUGAGCUUUCCAAUCCAUGCAGGAUGUGUUCCGAGUGGCAGAAGGUGAUUCUGAGUCAACACAAUCAGCAAAAUGCCACACUUCACUGGGACAACUGCUCUCCUCCCCAAUGGAGAACAGACCACUGGGAACUGGCUAAGGCCUACAUGCCUCGGGGUCAGGGUAAGAAGACGGCUGCAGAAAAGUGCGAUGCCUCUGCUCUGCUCAACCUCAUCAACUACUGUAAACGUUUCCAGUCUGUGGACCUGAAAUGUGUGAGAGAGGUGAUCCGUUGCAGGAAUGAGUUGAUGCAUUCUUGUGAGUUCCAUGUAACGGAUGAAUGGAUGAGGCACUACCGGACCGCUCUGAAAAAGCUUUUGCAGCAGUUCAGCCACAUACCACAGAUGGCAACAGUCGGUCCGCAGAUAGAAGAGAUGCUGAACGCUGAUUUGUCGAUAUGUGUCUCCGGUUUGGACCGCACGGAUUCCGUCCUCGUGGAUGGACUGGAGUUUGAUACCGUCAGUCAAUGGGAGACCAGCGCCAGCGCAAUUGGUCAGUGGGAGGCUGAGUUGCUACAAGAGAGGCUGCAGGAGUUACUGCAUGCCGCCACUGACGAGAAUGAUGGCGAUACAAAGACACGGGACACUGAGCAGUUGAAGAGGCUGCGUGGUUUCCUGCAGGCCAACACAGAUCUGGCUGAGAGGUUUUCCGCAGAGCUCCAAACCAUCAACUCACUGGAGGCCAAAGAUUAAGAGAGAAGGACGAGGUGACAAAAAGAAUUAGGAGCUACCUGAGCACUACGUCUUAUUUACUAUUAAAAUGUGUCAAAGUCACAGAUCAAAUGACAUUUUUGUAUUUGCAUAUAUAUAGUAUUUUUUUUAACAAAAAAUGUCAAAUAAAACAUUUGAGGAAAUCUA